AGUACGUACGUGUACGUUGACUGUGAGAGAGUGUCAGAAGUCAUAGUGCCGUAGAAAGAGAGAAAGAGGGUGUUGGAGCUGUCUCGACGCCGUUCUAUUUUCGUCGGCGCGCCACUGCUGGCCCAGAUUCAACGCGACCGUCACGAGAGAAAGAGAGAGAGAGAGAAGAAAAGAGAAAGAGCGAACGAGCGAGCAAGCAAGCAAACAAGUUACCUUCUUCUCUUGUGUCUCUCUCUUUACGGAAAAAGAGUGAAAGAGUCGAACGAAACAAUCGAAUAUCUCUCUCUCUCUCAUAGCGAAAAAGAAAAUCGCGCAUACCGAAACUCCCGAUCGACCAAUCACCGGUGUCCGCGGCCGUUCACAGUGCCUCGUCGUCUUUCGUUCAGCACGUAUCGUUCUCAUUCUCUCGUGGGUCUUCCUUCCGUGCGUUUAGUUAAAUAUAUAUAUAUAUAUAUAUUUUUGUUCGUUUCCUUACUUUUCUUUGAUCGUGUUCUAACCUUGCCGAUUGCCAUCGGUAGUCAAUCAUCGUGUAUAUAGUUCUUCGGCAAUUUUGUUCCACAAAUCUCGCGUUAUCGUCAACGAAACGAGGACCAAACGUGAAGUACGCAGCCUAGUCCUGGAAGAUAUUUGGAAGAGAGCGUCUCGAACGCUCCUAGAAUGUGACUUCGAAGUAAUGCUUUUCCUAGUGAGUGCAUCCUCACAUACAUGGAGUUUCAGCUGGAUAGCGCAGAGUACUGCCAGGCUCAACACAAAUAGAGAGAUACGUCCAAGCAUCGUGAUAACACCUACCAUCAGGUAUCAUUGAAGCGUGGAACGAAGGAAAGAGAGUGAGAGAGUGAGUGAGAGAGAGAGAGAGAGAGAGAGAGAGAGAGAGAGAGAAAGAGAGAGAGGAACAUCGUGGGAAGAUCAAAGUAUCAGAAAUAUUUGGAUCAUCAUCGGAGAGUGUUGUUAGAGAAAAGAAAAUCAGCUAGUCAUCACGCAAAACGUAGAAGAAUUUAAUAGGAACAAUUGUUAAUUUACAUUAAUAAAUGCAAACGCCAUAGUCACCGAUCGCGCCUGAUCCAGGAGCACUUAUUGCCAAAUAGAUAAUCUUCCGAAUAGUAGUCGAAGAGAUCCCAGGUGGGAAUAAAUCGCAUAUCAACACCGCCUAAUGUAACGUAGUCCUCACCCCUUCGGCGAAAUUCGCGCUCAGCUACCCUUCCCAAGGUCUACAUGUAAACCCACUGUUCUGUCCUCUGUAAAAAAUUAACAAAGUAUUCGAUUAGUUAAAUGAAAAAAAAAAACAACUUUAUAAGACUGACAUCUAUGGGCUAAGUUGUCAAAUUCAGCCCAGCUUCGCAUAGUGUGGCACAUUUGCAAAAGAUUCGACAAAAAGGGAAACAAACAAAGAAACAAGAAAAAUAAGAAAAGAAAAAGUAAGAAUCGUAAAUUGAGCGUCGUAUAAAGUCACCCGGGCAAGGGAAAAAGAAUAAAGGAAAUCCUUUUAAAAGUUAUUUCGUAGAAAAAGAGAAGGAAAAAGAUAUAAAACACUUGUAGUUGUAAGAGGAAAUGAGCAACAUGAGGGUAAAGGAUAUCAGGCCGGCGCCCGCCGAGAUUGAAUACAAAAACAUGAAGUUCCUCAUUACUGAUCGGCCCAAUGAUCAGACCAUUCAUACUUUUAUUCAAGAACUGAAAAAGCACAAUGUGAAAGAAGUAGUGAGAGUCUGUGAACCAACGUACAAAGUGGAAGAACUUAAGACAGAAGGAAUCAAUGUCAUAGAUUUGGUAUUUGACGACGGGACGUUUCCACCAAACGAGGUAGUCGAUGAGUGGUUCGAGUUACUAAAAAAUCGAUUCCGUGAAACACCUGAUGCUUGCGUAGCGGUACACUGUGUUGCAGGGCUCGGUAGAGCGCCCGUAUUAGUUGCUCUUGCUCUCAUCGAAUUGGGUCUCAAAUACGAAGAUGCUGUUGCUUUGAUUAGAGAAAAAAGGCGAGGCGCUAUAAACGCAAAGCAACUGGCCUACCUUGAAAAGUAUCGUCCCAAAUCUCGAUUGAAGCUCAAAAAUGGACAGAAGAAUUCUUGCUGCAUCCAAUAAAUAAAUAAAUGAAAUAAAAAAAAGAAGAAGAAAAGAAACGAUCUUUUUAAAAUGAACUUACUAAUUCAUAAUUGGUAUAUCUAAUUGUAUGGGUUUCCGCGCCUGAUAACAAGUGACAUUGUACCGACUCUGUCAAAUGGCCUACCAGUGGAAAUGCAACCAAACAAUGAAUCAUUGCCAAUGGCGAUGUUUGUACCAUCCCACGUGUCUAAAAUAAGCAAUCGAGAGAGUAAUUCAGGUGCUUUAAAUCGUGGCACUUUUCAUUUACGAAAGUUGUAUAUUUAUUUUUGAUACUUAACCCAUAUUGAAUUCCAUAGGACAAAAUAAGCGUUUAUAUUGUAAGAACUCUAACUCUAACAUAAAAGAACGAGUAUUACCGAAUGCUGAAAUACAUUUACACCGCUUGUCAAAUUUGAAAUCGCAUUAAAUUGUAUAUUAUAUGAAAUAUAUGUCAGAAAUUUUCUUUUGCUUUAUAUCUUCGGAAUAUCUAUCGAUCUAUUUUGUUAGAGAGUUCUGGAGGCCAAUCCACAGACUUACAUAGUAGUACAACAUCACGUUAGACGAUCGAUGAAAUAUUUUAGCAUGCGAUUGUAUCGGAUGCUUAUCGUUUAACCGAUCGAUCUCUGAUGAACAUGGUUCCUUUCGCGUUGAGAUUAUGCAAAGCUGUGAAAUGCAGCUUCCAGAGGAAUUUAGUGCAAUACGAAUGGCGCAUAAGAUUUUUUCGAGAUGAAUAAAGCAUAGCACCGUGUAUAUAUCUGUUUAAUAUUAAACAAAAAAAGAAAUCAUUUGACUCAACUUGCUUCAAUGGGGAAAGAAAACAUUUACGUGAAAGAUUCUUUUUUUUUGUUGUUGUUUAGGGAGAAAUAAAGUAUCGCACUUUGCAAACACGAGAUGAUGAAUCAUAUAAUUGAUUUGUUUAACAAAAAGAGAGUCUUCUCUUCUACGAUAUUAAUAAUGAAAUAAUCAUAUACUAUAAAAGAAAAACGCAUAAGGCAUAUAUCGACAAGGUGUGGUACUUGCGCUAACGGUAUUGUUUCUACCUUAUUUGACUUACACGAGAAGAUCAUGAAAAGCAAGCUAACUACAGCAGUAAAUUCUAAAAAGCGAUCGCACUUUAUUCUUAUAACGAGUACUUACAUUAUCUCGAUAUUAAAAAAAGAAAAAAGAAAAAGAAAAAAAGAAGAAAGAAAGAAAGAAAAAUGUUUAUAGCUGUAAAAUAUAAAGUGUUUGAAGCUCGUAAAGCGCGAUUCUUGCAAUAUAUUUUGCGAAACUGUAAAGACGCAAUGUUCCCAUGUACGUACUUUAAUGUACCCAUCACCAUUGUGGAGAAAAUGCCUAAUCUGUACAAUAUAUAAUGUAAGAGAGAGGAUAUCUCGACCGUUCGUGAACACUAGAUUAUAUAAUUACGGUAAUUAAUAACAAGAGACAUUGCGUUGCAUUUCCAAUGGAAUGCCUAAUUGGUGGGUGUUCUUAACUCUUAUUGGACUUGGAAUCUGCGUUAACUUGAACGGCAAAUAUUGUCAAACCAAUGCGAAGUAUUUCAUCCAAAGCUGUAUAUCACUUAUCGUAGCGCAACGACAAUUUUAUCAAAACUUUUACAGCAGCCUCCGUUCGACAAAUUUUAGAGGUCAUAUAUGCGUUAAGUAACACAUUUUUCUAAUUCUUCUUCAGCAAACUUGAUAGAAUUGUCGAUGUCACUACACGCCACACUAAACUGUGUUCAAAAGAUUAGAAAAAUUUCACUCCUAAAAUAAUAAUGAAUGUAAUAAUUAGAUCAUUUCGUUAGUCCGUCGAUCAGUCGCGAAUGUACAUCUAUUUUAAAAAUGACGCGUCCUAUAUUCGCCUUAUUGCUCGUUCCAUGCUUAAGCUACCAAUAAGUUAAUAACGACCAUUGGCAUUUUUGUCAUUGACCGUUCUUAUAAGUUUUCAUUCAUAAACGACUGCUAAAGUUGCCUGUUAAUCUUUAAAAAUAAAUACAAAUUUUGUAAUUGUUUUUUGCAUCUAAGUAUGCAUGCAGGUAUGUAUGUAUGUAUGUAAGUAUGUAUGUAUGUACAAUAUUAUGCUGUGCAUUCACCAUGGUCACGGACUUUAAAUGAAAUGUUAAUCUGGUACACCUCCUGUUUUGUAAGAUUGAAAAACUGCAAUAUUUUUUACCAGAGGAUGGAACGAGGGAUAUUCGUAAAGUAACAAAUAUUCAACCUUUAAAUCCGAAGUUGAUUCAUAUUGAUUCCACUAUUCGAUCGACCUUUGUUAAAUUACCGUAAUUUACAUAAUAAUGACAUUAUUUUAAGCGUGCUCUUUGCAAGCGAAAUAGAAUACCAAUAUUUUAAAAAUAAUUAGGUAUACCUGAUAUUUUUUCUUUCUUUCUUUCUUUCUUUCUUUCUUUUUUUUCUUUUCUUUUUGAAAAAGUUACCAUCUCUCUCAAAUUUGUAUUAUUUUGGUUUUAGUUUUAUACGUCGAUUCACUUCUUCGCGGUAUUACUUCGUCAGAGAAGUAAAGAAAAAGAUUCAUUAUAGAUUUUUAUCUGUGAUACACUUUUUUGCACGGGAGAGAGUAAAAAUAGAAGGGAAAUUCGAUUGGACUUAUUGCGAUCUCAUUUUUCAUAAAUAUUGCAUUAACAUUGUGUAAAGAAGAAAUAUAUAUAUAUAUAAUGUAUAUAUAUAUGUAUAUAAUAUAUAUAUAAAUAUAUAAUAUAUAUAUAAAUAUAUAAUAUAUAUAUAUAUAUAUAUAUAUAUAUAUAUAUAUAUAUAUACGUAUACACACAUUUCUGUAUAUAUAUAUAUGUACACAUAUAUAUGUAUGUAUAUAUAUAUAUAUAUGUAUAUGUAGAAAGAGGGAAUAAAUCGAAUUUUAAAAGAGUUUAUAAAUAUAUCUAAAUUAAGUUUAAUAUAAAGAAAAUUUAUUUCAUCUAUAAGCACCAAGGAGUUGGAGAAUAUUACCGAUCUUAAUUUCUACUUCUUUUUUUUUUCUUUAACUUAUCUGCCAAUAAUUUUUGACGCUUGCGAAAGUUGCUGGCAGGUAGAGUGAAAAGAAAUAAAUAAGGACGAUCCUAAUUAAUGAGUACUCACAGAAUAUUAAGAAUCGCAGCACUCGAAGAAAUGAAUCGAAUCGCUUCUAAACAUUUGUCUUACUCAUGUAAAGACAUAGUAAUGUAAUUAUCUGUAAAUCUUUUUAUAGUUACCAUUUCAUGAUGGUGACCGUAAAUCAUAUUUGUGUAAUGAUCAAUAUGCUUCAUUUUUAAAUAAAUUUCAUCCAAUGUGAAUACCCAGAACAGGAAGAACUUAGGUAACAAAGAAAUCCUCUAUUUUGAACAGACGUAAUGAAAUAAGAACAGUCACUCCCUUCAAAUCGAUUAAGCAAGAAAUAAUAAAUUUAACGAGUUAGCGCAAUUUAAACAAGAAUUAAUAUUAUUAUAUAUUUAAUUUGUUAAUGUAAUUUACUAUCUGUCACUAUAUUAUUGACAUUGAUUAAACUAAUUAAGAAAUCGUUUUGUUAUAUUGUAAACAUCAGUAAUGAAAUAAAAAAGAACAGAAGACGUUUUGUGAGGAAAGAAUAUUUCAUGAUUAUUUUCAGAAUCUGACAAGAUGCUAAAUAAAAUGUUUCUACAUGCUAAGAUAUAAGGUUAUAAAAAUUAUUACAUGACAUUGGAACAUAGUUUACAAUCAACAUUCUAAAAUAAUAUAUUUGCAACACUUGUCAUUAUUAUUAACAAAAGUAUACGAAUUGACGAAUAUAAAAAUAUUAUAAGACAUUAUUUAAUGAAGAAACGGAAUAACAUUCAACAAAACUUUCGAUUAAUAUAAUUUUAUACUUGGUUUCCUUUUUUUUACAUAAACAUAUCAUUGUAUCCUGGAGGCGGCAAUUCGUCGUUGUCAGGAUUUUGUGGUCGCCGUGGUAUAACGUUUAAAUCGGGUGGUCCGAAAAUAUCAAAUCUUGCUCCAGGUGGGACAGCUCCGCUAAACAAAUAUUUUUAUGCUCAAGUAAUUAUUAGAAAGAGAAAAAAAUAAUGCAUAAUUCAAAGUAUAUCUCUUAAGCAUACGGUGGUAAUCUCCCAGGUACUCCUAAACCACCGAUUCCUCUUGGAUCCAUAAUCCAUGGUACACGAGAAAAUGGAUCGUAUAUCAUCCCGCCACCUCUACCUCUUCCAAGCGGAUCUAAAUCUGCUGAACCUACCCUUCUUAUGUCUGCUUCAGGAUUCCUUUGACGAUAUAAAAAAUUACACAUCGAAACUUGCAAAGAAUAUUUAGAUAGCUCAAAUAAAUAUUACCAAGGUUGCGAAACGCUCAAAGGUCUUUGAGGUGGAUCAACCCUUAAUGGUUCUGGCGGAACGUCUCUAGGUUGGCGUUCAGAAGUUGACGUUUGCGUAGAUGUGUCUACGCUAUCAAUAGGAAAUAUAGGUUCCAAAAGUUCUUUACGAAUUGUAUGCAUAACUGCUAGAUACGAAGGUAUUAACGCUUCUAAAGGACCAUGAAGCUCAUCGACAGUUUGUGCUAUAGGGAAUUGUACAUUUGCUAUAUUGUUAUUAUCUAUUCUC
Molecule: messenger RNA, 6610 nt
Organism: Vespula vulgaris
Lineage: Eukaryota; Metazoa; Arthropoda; Insecta; Hymenoptera; Vespidae
Product: PRL-1 phosphatase
Exons: 6
Coding region: 1549-2076 (175 amino acids)
Biological process (GO): protein dephosphorylation
Cellular component (GO): nucleus
Molecular function (GO): phosphatase activity
Source: RefSeq, a predicted model, not a curated record